Rangifer tarandus platyrhynchus (Svalbard reindeer) is the source of this 396-nucleotide messenger RNA. Lineage: Eukaryota; Metazoa; Chordata; Mammalia; Artiodactyla; Cervidae. The record is from the annotation of a GenBank genome assembly.
AUGUGGGUCUGGGCACAGGAGCUGGGAGGGCAUCGCAAGUCUGUGACCCUGAGCGAGGGGUGGAUUCUUAAAGGGGCUUUAAGAAAGUUUCAUUUCCAGAGAACAUUUGCUGUAGAAGCAGGGUUGGCUCAUGACCGACUGUGGACCCGCAGGUCUACACUGGAGAGCUUGAACGUCCCAGAGGCCGAGCAGGGCAAGCUUCCUGAAGAAUCAAGUAUAGCCAUGGAUCACCAUCGUCACUGUGGGCCCGGCCUCUUAGAAUCGGCAGUCCUUUUAACCAGGGUGGUCCUGGCCGGAAGUUGCCAGGCACUGCGGGCAGCUGCGUCCAACGCAGCUCAGGACGCAGGGGCGGUCCCAGACCCAGCCGUCCGCACACGCUCGGCGCAGGCGCACUAG